GUUAAAAGGAUGCCUAAGUCAUCCUUUGAUUCCCCACUUUUAACAAACUUCCGAAUCAAAAAAAAAUUCUGUUACUCUAUCUCUUUCCUUUUUCUCUCAUUCCCCUACACGGAAAGAAUUAUGAUGCACAAAGCCACAAACUUUAUUCGAUGCCUUCAAUCUGUUCGACGAUAUGUCUGAACCAAUAAAAAAUCUUUUCAAUGGCCUCCGCCAUUGAAAACCCAUGUCCAACCUCGCAAGAAAACUCAACGGAUGAACGACUAAUCAAUUCGGGUCGCAUUCAGAAAGAAAAACAAAAAUGGGCUUCUUCACCGGUCUCUUUUUCGGUGUUGCAUUUGGCCUUGGUUUCAUAGUCUGCAUUGCUCGUUUCCAGAUCAUUCGAUCUGCUCGUCGUGCUGAUCUGGCUGGAACCAUAGCUGCAUUUGCAAAGAUGACUGUUGCGGAUUCCAGAAAGCUUCUUCCAGGAGAGUAUUACCCUCCUUGGGUUGUUUUUGCAAGGAGACAGAAGCUGAAUUGGCUUAAUCUCAUAAUGAACAAGAUUUGGCCAUAUGUUGAUGAGGCAGCGUCCGAUCUAAUAAGAAGCUCUGUGGAGCCGAUACUUGAGCAAUAUAAACCAAUCAUUUUGUCUUCUUUAAAAUUUUCAAAGUUAACCCUUGGUACUGUGGCUCCACAAUUUACAGGAGUUUGUGUGGAAGAAGGUGAGCUUGGAGAAAUUACCAUGGAAAUGGAGGUGCAAUGGGAUGGAAACCCUAAUGUAAUUCUUGAUAUUGUCACCAGAGUUGGUGUGGCUUUACCCAUACAGGUGAAGAAUAUUGCUUUCACAGGCCUUUUCAGACUCAUUUUUAAACCAUUAGUUGACGAGUUUCCUUGUUUUGGAGCAGUUUUAUUUUCCUUGAGAGAAAAGAAACAACUAGAUUUCACACUUAAAGUUAUUGGUGGAGAUUUAUCAGCACUUCCUGGGGUAUCUGAUGCCAUAGAGGAAACAAUCAAAGAUGCUAUCGAAGACUCUGUCACGUGGCCAGUUCGAAUAGUUAUACCAAUAUUAGCAGGCGACUAUAGUGACUUGGAGUUGAAGCCAUGUGGAAUACUAGAAGUAAAGCUGAUAGAAGCGAAAGAAUUAACGAACAAGGACAUUAUCGGAAAAUCAGAUCCUUACGCCACUCUAUUCGUACGUCCACUUCGUGCAAAAAUGAAAAACAGCAAGACAAUUAAUAACCAAUUAAACCCUAUUUGGAAUGAGCAUUUUGAGUUCACUGUUGAAGAUCCGAAUACUCAGCAUUUUACAAUAAGAGUGUUCGAUGAUGAAGGAGUCCAAGCUUCCGAGUUAAUUGGGUGUGCGCAAGUCCCCAUUAAAGACCUUGAGCCUGGGAAAGUCAAAGAUAUAUGGAUCAAAUUGGUCAAAGAUUUGGAGAUUCAAAGAGAUAAUAAAAAGAGGGGUCAGGUGCAUUUGGAGCUGUUAUAUUGUCCUUUUGGAACAGAUGCGGGAUUUCAAAGUGCAUAUAACCCUGAUUUCAGAUUAACAGAUUUAGAGAAAGCACUCAAGUCAGGGAUUAGUGAUCCAGACGUUGAUCCAGCAAAACUUGCUGCACAAAAGAAGAAAGAAGUGAUUGUGAGAGGAGUUCUUUCUGUAACAGUAAUGUCCGCUCAAGAUCUUCCAGCCGUUGAUCUUAUGGGAAAAAGCGAUCCUUAUGUUGUACUUUUAAUGAAAAAAACAGAACAGAAAUUAAAAACCAGGGUUAUAAAUAACACUUUGAAUCCUGUAUGGAAUCAGACAUUUGACUUUGUUGUGGAAGAUGGAUUACGUGAUUUGCUAAUGUGUGAAGUGUGGGAUCAUGAUACUUUUGGAAAGGAUAAAAUGGGCAAAUGCAUCAUGACACUUACGAGGGUGAUAUUAGAAGGUGAAUAUACCGAAACAUUUGACUUAGAGGGAUCUAAAGCGGGAAAGCUGACUUUGCAUCUAAAGUGGACCCCACAAACGAUUAUUCGUGAUCCUUGAUAAAUCAAAACUCAAUUGUUGGUCAUUUGCAUCAUGAUCAAUAGAGCUUAAAGGCUUUGUGCAAUGAACUCACACGCAAAAACCUUAUGGGUUCAACUUUAUAGAAGAGUACACAAAUAAGAAGAAAAUGACCAUAUUAACAAGUCUUUUGCAGGGUU
Molecule: messenger RNA, 2154 nt
Organism: Lactuca saligna
Lineage: Eukaryota; Viridiplantae; Streptophyta; Magnoliopsida; Asterales; Asteraceae
Source: the annotation of a GenBank genome assembly